Molecule: messenger RNA, 2220 nt
Organism: Desarmillaria tabescens
Lineage: Eukaryota; Fungi; Basidiomycota; Agaricomycetes; Agaricales; Physalacriaceae
Product: nucleoside-diphosphatase
Exons: 2
Coding region: 1-2220 (739 amino acids)
Biological process (GO): UDP catabolic process
Cellular component (GO): Golgi apparatus
Molecular function (GO): UDP phosphatase activity; GDP phosphatase activity
Source: RefSeq, a predicted model, not a curated record
AUGCCUCCACCAACGGCUGGUGACCCGUGGCUAGCUGGCCGUCACUUUGGAGCAGUCAUUGAUGCUGGCUCAUCUGGCUCUCGACUCCAGAUAUAUAGCUGGAAGGAUCCCAAGGCCAUUAGGCUGGACAAGACUAGCGAGUUCCACAACUCGCACAUGUUGCCUCGAGUUGAGAAAGGAACGAAGUUGGGCGAGGAAUGGGUUAGCAAGGUUGAGCCAGGUAUAUCGUCCUUUGCAGAUAGCCUGGAAGACCUCCCAGGUCACUUACGGCCACUGCUGAACCACGCUCGCGAACAUAUUCCUCCUUCUCUACACGCCGAAACGCCCUUAUUUCUACUCGCUACCGCUGGAAUGCGGCUAUUGUCGCCGGAGAAACAAGCCGAAAUCCUAUCGGAGACAUGUCAUUUCUUUGUGCAUCACUCUCACUUUCGGUUAGACGGACCGACAGCAGCAGGACCUUGUGGUUCCAGUGUACGAAUCAUCACUGGCGAAGAAGAGGGUCUGUUUGGGUGGAUCGCGGUUAAUUAUUUAAUGGACGGGUUCACGGGGACCAGCAACCCUACAACCUAUGGAUUUUUGGAUAUGGGUGGCGCUUCGACACAAAUUGCAUUCGAACCUAGCAGGGAACACCAGGACGAGGCCAAAAGCCUUAUUGAAGUACGCCUCCGUCUUUUGGAUGGCGAGGAAAUACUUCAUAAAGUCUUCGUGACUACUUGGCUGGGAUAUGGUACGAACCAGGCCAGGGAGCGUUAUGUCGGCCAAGCGAUUAAUGACUUCGAGGCUCAACGGACGUCCCCACAUGACAGGGAUGUUGUUCCUGACCCUUGUUUACCGAAGGAUCUCGAACUCACAGAAACCCCUGUACAUCUUGGACUCGCGUCAGACCACUCUAAGAAAACUCAUCGUUUGAUUGGCACGGGCUCCUUUGAGCAGUGCAUGCAAAAGACGGCCUCGCUUUUGAACAAGCACGCGCCUUGUCCCGAUACCCCAUGUCUGAUGAACGGUGUAUAUGUCCCCCCAAUCGACUUCUCCGUCUCCCAUUUCAUUGGAGUAUCAGAAUACUGGUACUCUUCUGAACACGUCUUUGGGCUCGGCGGUCCCUAUGACUUUGUGCAGUACGAACGCGCAGCAUCCCAAUUUUGUUCGAGAGACUGGUCAAAUAUUGUUGAAGAACACGAACAAUCUCGUCAGUACAGUCGACCUACAGGUGACGGCGAAGUAGAAGAUGGUGGUCGUAUUGUUGACGUUGGAAAGUGGGGGGAGAAGGUGGAGAUUCCACGGUUGCAGAUGCAAUGCUUCAAGGCUGCUUGGAUAGCUAACGUACUUCACGAUGGGAUUGGAAUGCCGCGGAUAGUGGAUCCAGACGGGAACGGGACGACGGACGGAGAAAGGGUUGCGGAGCAGGCCGAGAGCAAAGGACUAGGAAGACCGACUUUCCAGUCUGUUGACACCGUCGGGGACAUUGCUAUCAGCUGGACUCUUGGGAAGAUGGUACUAGAGGCUAGCAAAGAAGUCCCGCUUCUCUCAAAAGCCGACAAGCCUCUUGUUGAUCCUCUAGAUGAUAUACCGAACCCAGAAACCUUCCCUAUAAAACCUAUACGACCGCCAUUCCUCGAUCUCAUCGAAGACAAGAUCUCACCACAUCUACCAACUUCAUUGACACGAUCAUCUCUUGGGUUCUCACCUGUACUCUUACUGUUCUACCCCCUGUUGCUGUUUAUGCUCUUGUUCGUUAUCCGGCGAAGGAUCCGUUCGUCUUGCCUACGUUUAAGGAGGAACAGGGCGAAACAACGUGAUGCGGAAGCAUAUAGCAUGGGAGAGGAAGGAAAGCCACUUACCUCCGGUUCACGGCCACCUUCUCCGACACAGAAAUGGUUACAGCCGCUGCGAGGCUUACUUCCUUCCGUCCGCCGACCCGCCAACCAUUCAAUCAUCUCCUUACCACCGUCCAACUCGAAUCUGCGUGUCUCACCACCACGCAUAUCGCCCACUCGCUCGUUUUCGAUGCCGAAUGGACUGACGUCUGCGGCGAGCAUCUCUCGUUCUCCCUCACCCUCACCGGGCCUUGUCGACGAUAAUUACUUCUCGAAUGGCCUGUAUUCAAGGUCGUUGAAUACCUCUCAGCUGAACUUGUCUGGCAGUGGUAUCAUCCCACGACCGGGAGCCAUAUCGAGGAUUAACAGCAUGCAUCAUAUCACUGACAUGCACAUGGAUGAGUAG